This is a messenger RNA of Haliotis rubra (blacklip abalone), 1368 nucleotides long. RefSeq lists its product as uncharacterized. NCBI's taxonomy places the organism in Eukaryota, Metazoa, Mollusca, Gastropoda, Lepetellida, Haliotidae. The record is from RefSeq and is a predicted model, not a curated record. The transcript has 2 exons. The coding region runs from base 246 to 989 and encodes 247 amino acids.
UAUCGAUUGAUAGAUUAAGAAUAACUGAUUGGGUCGACUUCGUUGCUCAAAACAAGAUGUUUGGCACGGAAUGGCUAAAGGCAGAAUAGACGUUAAAAUUUAACACAGUUAAUUCCUUUCCUAUAACAACACUGAAAGAGCGACGCGAGUAUAGUCUAUUUCACCUGCCACACAAAAGACAACAAUGAGCAUUCUGAGGGGCUACAGCUGAAGCAAGGCUAGCUUUUCUAAAAACGAGAACAACAAUGGGGGAUUCAAAGACACGUUAUGAAAUGUCCCGAGCCUUAAUGAAUCAUCUUGCACCCAUUAAGGAGGAGUCAUUUCUCUCGUCCUCCUCGGGAGCAUCCCCCAGAAAUGUCCAGCAAGUCCGUCUCAACAACCGGCCAAUUCUUAUUCAAACUCUACCACCAGAUCCAAGGAAAGCCCCAUCACAGAAACCGAGACCCCAACCGCAGCCCCGGAAGCCUGUGAAUCAAACAGACACGUCUGUCGAUCAACUGGUGGCUGACUACCUCCAUUUCGCUAAGUACAGUGCUGCUAUUCCCGUGAAGACAGACACAUGGGACAGCAACGAAACGUUGUAUUGUUCGUGCUGCAGUGAUCGUAACAGUGAAAACAUGCGGCGCAAACGCGGCCUGCCUCCAGAAAAACCAGUCCAUUCGUCUGCACAAAAGACUGAACAGCAACCCUCCGAAGCAAACGACAGAGUAGAAAGGUCAAGGCCGUUACGGACGACUAUUCCUCCAAAUCAAAGCUGGAUGAGUUAUCAACCCUUGCCAUAUGCUCAAACAUAUCUUAAUCCCGAAUUCAACCGACCAGCUGUUGUCCAAGAGUAUUUACAGAGCACCAAGGGGGAUGAUGAAAGAGACAAAGUCAGGGCUCAGAUUCUCGAAUCCAACACAAAGUUUGAUCAAGCUAUGAAAAAGCUGCGUUUUACAACACAGAAACUUGAUCCUGAGUUUGAUGAAACCAAAUUUUCAUUUUCAUGAUCUUCUCUUCAUGCAAGGAAUGCAUUUAAAUCAUGAAUUAUUUUGUUGCUGUUGAAUUCCUAACAUCUCUCGAAAUAACAAACCACAAGUGCCACUCCAAACCACUUUUUCACAUUCCUUUCUUGUAACAAUGUUGAAUAUUAUAUCUAGGUAAUGAAAGUUUAGUUUGCUGUUAGCCAGUAUCCAAAUACAACUUGGCUGUGUUCAGAGUUGAAUAUUCCUCAUCCCCACCGAAGUAGUGGUAUGCCAAUGUUAAGUGAGUAGCUCUUACACUUCUCAUGUCUUUUUAGGUAUCCAUUAUGAUUCUCCGAUAGGAUAUUCUGUUCUACUUUCUUAAUCAUGUCUGUGAUAUUUUGUUCUAAAUUUAUAAAGAAAAACA